GGUUUCAAAGUGUAGGGAUUUCGAUGUUCCGAAAACUGCCGUUAUUAAAAAAAGCCAUCUGAAAUGUAAUAAUUUGUUUGGGAUGGAUUGGUUUUUGUAUGAUUAGCCAUUUUGAUUUGAGCGCGCGCGGGACUCACAGUUUGCCGGUAAGACGCUGACAUAGAAGUAACGGUGAAAAAAAUAUCUACAACAACAAACACAGUGCUACAGCAAACAGCAAACAGUUCCCAUAUUAAACUACAUUCUCAAAUCGAAAAGCACUUUCAUAACAGUAAAUUUUUGUGUAGAAUAUGUCGACUAAACGUAAGCGCCCGCCAGCGAAGAAAACAGCCAAUAAGAGAGGCAAAAAGAAGGAAGAGUCUGAUGUUGAUUCAGAUUUAACAGACGAAAGUGACUUUGAGAAUAAUCCUCAGCAACCACAGGAUGAGGUCCUCAUUGCUGGUCAUGGGGAUAUCCUUGAUGAGCCAACCAAAUUGCCUGAAGAACUAUUGAAAACAUUAGUAAAGCCAUCUGGAAAAUUGCUCAUAUUUGGUCAAGUUAAUUGGGACAUUACAGGACGGAAGGAAACAAAGACUUCGAAAAGGGUUCACCCUAACAUUUACGUUCCAAAUCGAUUUACAGAUUUGGAUAUCAGAUUUGCUGUAAGCGGAAGCUCAUCUGCGCACAGUAUUUUAAUUGAUGCCAAUGGCAAGACAUACACUUUUGGUCGCAAUCAACAUGGUCAGCUGGGCUUGGAUCAUGUAAACACCACUGAUGCACCCACUGAAGUGCCCAAACUUGCUGAACUUAAUGUGAUCAGUGCUGCAUGUGGUCGCAAUCACAGUUUGUUCCUCACAGACACUGGCACUGUUUAUGCAUGUGGAGACAAUAAGUCUGGGCAAUGUGGAGUUGGUAAUUUGCAAUCGCAGAUACUGACUCCAACCAGAAUUAAUUACAGAGGUCCUCCUAUUGUUAAGAUUGGCUGUGGCGGCGAAUUUUCCGUUAUUUUGGAUAUUAAAGGUGGACUCCAUUCGUUUGGUUUGCCUGAGUAUGGACAACUUGGCCACAAUACUGAUGGUAAGUAUUUCAAAACUAGCACACGCUUGUGCUUCAAUCACGAAACCAGCCCAAAACGAAUCGUUUUGUACAUUGAGAAGAGCAAGGAUGGCCACGUUGCUCCUGUGGACGUGACAGAAAUUGUCGACUUUAGUUGCGGACAAAACCACACUGUUGCUAUUGAUAGCAAGAAGAGAGCAUUCUCGUGGGGUUUCGGAGGAUUCGGUCGUCUUGGUCAUGCGGAACAAAAAGAUGAGAUGGUUCCACGUUUAAUUAAAUAUUUCGAUACACAAUCAAGAGGAGUAAGGUCUGUAAACUGUGGUUCAACUUACAGUUUAACAUUGACUGAUAUUGGGGCGCUCUUCAUGUUUGGUCAAACCAAGAGAACUGGUGAAGCCAACAUGUACCCUAAACCCAUUCAAGAUUUGGCUGGUUGGGACAUUCACCAAAUAGCCACUGGUAAUACAUCAAUCAUAAUCUCAGCUGAUGAGUCAGUCAUAGCCUGGGGCUGUUCUCCGACAUUCGGAGAACUCGGUUUUGGAGAAUAUCAGAAAUCCAGCACUACUCCAAAAGAGGUUUCCAAAUUAAAUGGCGUAAAGGUUAUUUGUUUGUCCAUGGGUUACUCCCACACUAUGGUCGUAGCAAAGUACGAAACACCAGAACAAAAAGAAGCCGUUGAUGGUCUUGAAGAAUUCACACUUUAAAUUAUUCCAUGAUUAUUUUAAGACACGUUUUUUUUAAGUUUCAAGUACCAUUUUAAAGAGAAAAGUAAUACAAAAAACUGCCCUUCCAUUUCAUGUUUCUACAAGUAUUUUUCGUUUAUUUUUAUGUUCAUAUUUAUUUAGGGUCUUAAGUAAUAUGUGCUAAGGUGUUUUAAUACUAUUUUAAGCGUAAGAAACAUUUAAACAAACGAAACAUUGAUAUUGGAAACUACUAAGUCUUAUAACUUAUAAUUGUCAAAAUUAUUCCAU
Molecule: messenger RNA, 2006 nt
Organism: Nicrophorus vespilloides
Lineage: Eukaryota; Metazoa; Arthropoda; Insecta; Coleoptera; Silphidae
Product: protein RCC2 homolog
Exons: 5
Coding region: 291-1739 (482 amino acids)
Source: RefSeq, a predicted model, not a curated record